GGCUUUAUCCACUAAACAUAUAAUUGUCUCAUUCCGUCUCUCUCCUUCUAUACCCCUCCACCCCCCACCCCCCUCUCUCUCACUCCGUCAGUGUGAUCAAUUUCUUUACUUCCUCCUUUUGGAGUGGCUGAGCUGAAUACCAGAACACAGGAUAUGCUUCACAGCACUCUCAGUUUCACAGCAGUAGCAGCAGCAGCAGAGCCAGCAGCCGUGAGGACGACACGCUCUGCAGUCAAGAUGAGCGCUGGGGAUGUGGUCUGGACCGGCUGGCUCAUUAAAUCCCCUCCGGAGAAAAAACUAAAGAGAUUUGCGUGGAGGAAACGCUGGUUUGUACUCCGAAGAGGUCGCAUGAGCGGUAAUCCUGAUGUGCUGGAAUACUACCAAAGCAAAAACUCCAAGAAGCCGAUCCGCACCAUCGACCUGAGAGAGUGCGAGGUUGAGAUGUUGAAUGGGCAACUGCGCGUAAAGCGAGACUUCCACGGGAAGCACCUCUUUGUGGUCAAGACCUCGUCUCGCAUCUUUUACCUUGUGGCCAAAACUGAGGAGGAGAUGAAAACCUGGAUCAGCAGCAUCAGUCAAAUUUGUCAGUUUGGGAGCCUGGAUGAUGCAGAGAGCUCAGAGGAAGGCUUUCCUCUCACCCCAAGCUCCCUUCAGCUGACACCCGACAGCUCUGACCGAGCAUCUGUAGCCAGCCAGCCGGACAUCAGCCAUCCACCGGACUACCUCUUUCUCUCACAAUGUGAGACGGGGAGUGUAAGCACUAGUAGACGUGACAGCUUUUCAAACUCCGAGAUCUCUCUGGAGCAGAAGUCAACAGACGAUGCUGUCAAGGACAUUUGCACUGAUUCCUCAUCAUCCUCUGUCUCUCACGCUAGCCCAAGCCCAUCUCUUUUCCCCCACGGAAGGUUGACUAACUCCCCCUUCAGUGCCCCAUGCGCCUCUGUAGCUUUACCAUCAUCUUCUUCUUCUCCACUACUUCCCGGACCCAAAAGUGUCUUCAAGUUUGACAAACCCUAUCCUUCCACGCCGUUUGAGGCAACAGGAGAUGGACUAACACCCCCUCCACUGCCACCAAAGCCCAAUCACCUGUCAGAGCAGCAGUUAAGUGAUGAAGGAGCUCACAGGCCAAGAGCAAUAAGCGCGUGGCACUUCCACAGCAACAAUGCAUUAUUUCCCCGGAGGACGUCACUUUCGAGUCUGGACCAUUUCAGAAUAGGAGAAGCUGACGGGAGGCAGAUGAGAAACCGGAGGCAAAGUGUUAAUUUGCCUUGUUUUCAUACCACACAAGUUCAAAGCUACCAGGAUGAGUCAUACGUCCCCAUGGCUUCCCCCUCACCCUCUAUUCCUACUCUUGAAUCAACUGAUGGUUACAUCCCCAUGAGCCCCAGGGCAUUCAGCUUCCUCAACCCCACCAGCAGUACUGAGCCCUCCUCGUCUCUCAGCCCACUGAUGUGUCAAUCUGGAGAUGUCACGCCGCCUCCGAUACACCGACACCUAAAGCCCCGCUUGAGGAGAGCCCGACCCCCACCCCUUGACUUGAGAGGCCUUUCUACAAUCACAGAAUUUCCCACUCAUCUUCCUUUGAGCAGAGCAAUGACUGAAUCAUGCUUUUCAGCAAACUGUUUACCUCUUGAAAAAUCUUUGAAUGGGGACAAGUCAAGAGAUGAAGUCACAGUCUGCUCGGCAAUGGAAUCAAGGCAGUUUGGUCUCACCUUUGAUGGAGUGGUUCAUCCCUGGAUGAGAAGCUCAAACCUCGAUUAUUUGUCACUGGAUUUCAAUUCCGCCUCCCCUUCUCCUGUGCAGAAGCAGAAGCCCUUUCUGUCUGAUGAGCACAGAGUGGAUUACGUACAGGUGGAUGAGAAGAAGACUCAGGCACUUCAAAACACCAAAAUGGAGUGGACAGAUGUCCGGCAGUCAAAAACAUGACUGGAAAAUACAUGAAGGAUAAAUCAGAGAGACACACAAAACAACUAAGACUUUUAAUAUAUGAAGAGGACCAAAAAAGAGCACUUUUAAAAGAGUAUUAUAAUACAGUUGCAAGAAUAUGUAAGCAGUCGUGCUCUUUUGCAAAGAGGAAACACAAAAAUGCACAGCAUAAACUAUGUGAACCUUCUGUGGAGCUGAAUUGUAAAUACUGCCUGAUCAUGCACUCUUCACUGUGAUUUUUCCGUAGCAUAAGCUUUGACCAAAUUGCGAGAAGGGCGUUACAUUGCAUUAAAAAAGACUGACUGUAAAUAUGUAUAUGUAUAAUAAUUAUGGUUGUAAAGAUAUUUUUAAGAUAAAAUGUUUUAUAUAUUUCUUUCUCUCAUUAUGUGGUGAAAUGAUCCUUCCUGAACUUUUUUUUUAAAAAAAAAAGAAAAAAAAGCUCUUCCAGGUCUAACUUUAAAAAAUUGAAUAAAAUCACUAAAAGUGCUUUCAUAAAGCCA
This is a messenger RNA of Mugil cephalus (flathead mullet), 2426 nucleotides long. RefSeq names its product GRB2 associated binding protein 3 (gene gab3). The record is from RefSeq and is a predicted model, not a curated record. The coding region runs from base 154 to 1926 and encodes 590 amino acids. The transcript has 10 exons. NCBI's taxonomy places the organism in Eukaryota, Metazoa, Chordata, Actinopteri, Mugiliformes, Mugilidae.